This is a messenger RNA of Aedes albopictus (Asian tiger mosquito), 2198 nucleotides long. RefSeq names its product EGF domain-specific O-linked N-acetylglucosamine transferase (gene Eogt). Gene Ontology annotation, cellular component: endoplasmic reticulum lumen. Gene Ontology annotation, molecular function: protein O-acetylglucosaminyltransferase activity. The record is from RefSeq and is a predicted model, not a curated record. Lineage: Eukaryota; Metazoa; Arthropoda; Insecta; Diptera; Culicidae. The transcript has 3 exons. Bases 363 to 1967 code for a protein of 534 amino acids.
AAGCACGCGUUGCGUCGGUUUGUGUCAACAAAAACACGCGAAGCGGCCGGUUCUCGUGCGGUCCUCGCGGAAUCUCCGUUAGAAAUCGCGUUUCGUUCGCGGAUGUUAAUUUUAUUCCAUCUCUGCACAUAAUGCUGCUUUCGUUAGUAGUAGUUUCUGUUAUAGUAAUAAUAAGUAUUCAUCUAAACCGGUGAUCGUUUCACACCCCACCGCUUCUUAUCGGCUUUCGCGAUUUGUUACGAUCGCAUGAUUCUUCAGUGUUGAUCAUCAUUCAUCAUCUUGCCGGAACCGGUUCUUGCGCGUUGUGUAAUUUUCUAUUCCGUUGUCGAAGCGGGGGCGUUUGCACUAGUAGUGAAUGGGAAAUGAUCGGAGUGUUGCUCGUGGUGUCGCUUCUCGGUGCCUUCGGCGGUGGUAGUGGAAGUGAUUAUGGGUUCAUUAACCUGCCGAAAUCGCAUCUUCCGUUGUACUUCCGGCGGUUCCCUCAGCUGGAGCAACGGUGUCUGGAAGAUGAGACCUGCGAAUAUAGGAAAACACUAGCGAGCGAUGCGUACAAAGCUAGGAAAGGCACCUGCUGGGGCUAUGAGGACGACUGCCGGAAGGAGAACCGGUUUUCGAACCCGGAAUGUCCGGGGGAUUUCCAGGGGUACGUGAAAUCGAAGGAAGCACAGCUGGAAACGUUUUAUGCACAGGCGGAUUUUGGAUUCGUGCGCGAUCAGAUCCGGGAGACGCGGAUCAUGUGCGAGCCGACGUUUCCGCACGAUUCGGCGCUGGAGUGUUCCAAGUAUUUGCGCUUCUGCCGGGGACGGAACAUCAUGGUCAACUUUACGGAGUUGAUCCAUCGGAGGGAGCCUCUCCGGUACAAAAUGGACGUCCUGUCCCAGGGUCAAAUCGGAGGCCACUGCAAGCUGCACCGGAAGCGACUGGAAGACGAACUGGAGCAUAUCAGCCCGCUGCAAUCGUGGGGCCCGGAACUGCGAUUUUUCGACACGGUUGACAAGCCUCUGUCCCAAGGAGGCACAUGUGACGUUACCAUAGAACGUCCGGCAUUCAUCAUGAAGAUCGAUGCCACAAUCAACAUGUAUCAUCACUUCUGUGAUUUCAUCAAUCUGUACGGCUCGCUGCAUGCGAAUCUUUCCGAUCCGUACGGAUUCACUACGGAUGUGCAGAUCCUGGUGUGGGAAUCGUACACCUAUGAUUCGCCUUUUGCGGAAACUUUUAAAGUGUUCACAAAACAUCCGAUUGCCGAUCUGAAGACCUAUGCUGGGAAGGUCGUUUGUUUUAGGAAUCUCGUACUUCCGCUACUGCCCAGGAUGAUCUUCGGACUGUACUACAAUACUCCAAUUAUUACCGGCUGCGAAAACAGUGGCUUCUUCCAAGCCUUCUCCGAGCACGUGCUCCAUCGAUUGAAAAUCCCCCAGCGAAGCCGAACCGACCGCAAACUCCGAAUAACAUUCCUCUCGCGUCAAACCAAAUUUCGUCGGGUGCUGAACGAAAACGAACUGCUGGAGGAAAUUUCCGAGAACGAGGACUACCUGGUUAAUCGGGCCAGCUUCACUUACAAAACCGAUUUCCGGGAGCAGCUAAAGAUCACCCGGAACACGGACAUCUUCAUCGGUAUGCACGGUGCCGGCCUGACCCAUUUGCUGUUCCUGCCCAAGUGGGCCGUACUGUUCGAGCUGUACCACUGCGAAGACCCCAACUGUUACAAAGACCUGGCUCGCCUAAAAGGAGUCCGCUAUCUUUCCUGGGAACGAGAUGACCUCGUUUAUCCGGAGGACGAAGGUCAUCAUCCGGACGGUGGAGGGCGACAUGCCAAGUUCACCAACUACGCCUUCGAUGCUAAAGAGUUUGCCCGAUUGGUAGCCGUCGGUGCGGAUCACGUUUGGAACCAUGAGGAGUAUCAGCAUUUCAUGGAACGGUCCCGGCGGAAGCAGGACAAACUACUCGCAGCCAAGGAGGAGCUAUGAUGAUGAGGUAAGUGAAACAAGACGACGACGCUACUUAAAAUACUAAAGACUUUUAUAACAAACAAACAACUAUUCCUAACCGUAACGGUAAAGUUAACCAAUGUUGCCUUCUUGGUUCGAACAACGAACUGUAGCUACCUACUAAACAUAUGCAAUUGAAUCGAACCUGCCUACUCAAAACGUUACUCGAAUAAUGGUAUUAUAUAUUUUAACUUUUUUUAUAUGAACGAA